Messenger RNA from Morus notabilis, 434 nucleotides. RefSeq lists its product as uncharacterized. The transcript has a single exon. The record is from RefSeq and is a predicted model, not a curated record. The coding region runs from base 12 to 401 and encodes 129 amino acids. NCBI's taxonomy places the organism in Eukaryota, Viridiplantae, Streptophyta, Magnoliopsida, Rosales, Moraceae.
GAAUAUCCAAUAUGGCAACAACAUUGCCUAAUCAACAACCACCUUCAGUAGGGGAAAGUGCUUUGCCAAAUCCUAAUGAAGCAGUUCCAGGAAGUGCUUCUGGAGGGGAUUCUGCUUCCGCUUCUUCCGGUUCCAUAGGCCCCUUUUUCGCGGUGAUCUCGGUGUUGACGGUGUUGGCAGUUCUAUCGUGCUAUUUCGGUCACAAGUACAACCGCCGCAAGGCGGGGGCUCCAUUGGAGAGGAUCGAGAUUGGUGGUGGCUUUUUGGGGUGGGUCAAGAGGAAGUGCCAAAGGUGUAUGCCUUGUGGUCAACAUGAUGUUGAAGUUGGAGGAAAUAAGGUGGUUUUUGGUGAGGAGAAAAGUGAUGCCAAGGUUAGAGAUGGUGAGGUUUCACAAUCUUAAUCUUAGGCCUAAAUGUGCAUAUGGUUGAUUUAU